Molecule: messenger RNA, 3414 nt
Organism: Penaeus vannamei (Pacific white shrimp)
Lineage: Eukaryota; Metazoa; Arthropoda; Malacostraca; Decapoda; Penaeidae
Source: RefSeq, a predicted model, not a curated record
AUGUGUCACGCGAGGACUCGGUCUGUGAAAUGUGACAGGAGGGUCAUGCUUAAGCACGAGCUGGUGGACGAGGGCUCCCUGAUGGUGAAGCACGUAGACCAGAGCGACGGCGGCCAGUACACGUGCGAGGCCUGGAACUUGGCGGGCUCGAAGACCACCGUGCCCGUCAACCUCUACGUGCACAUCAAGCCCAACUUCCUCCGCGGACCCAAGGACACGGUGACUCUGACGGACCGCAAAGUGGAGUUCGAGUGCCAGGUGAGCGGCGACCCUCCCCCUCAGGUGUCUUGGCGGCGACUGAGGGGCCCGCUGCCCGAAGACCGGACCGAAAUCCUCGACGAUCAUACGCUCAGGAUCGGCCGCGUGACCCCCGGCGACGAGGACACCUACGUCUGCGAGGCCGUGAACGUGGUGGGAACGGCGAGAGCGAACGCCACGCUCACUGUCUAUACCGCACCGGAGUUCCUCGUUCGGCCGCAAGACGUGAAGGCCUCAGUGGGGUCGUCCGCCGCCUUCGAAUGCCUGGCCGUGGGUCGUCCCUCUCCGCUGGUCGUCUGGAGCCGCCAGGACGACCACAACCUCCUUCUGCCCCGCCAGGAUACGCCGUCAGGAGAGCCCGACGACCAGCCGAACGUGUGGGUGAACGCGGAGGGCACGCUCAUCAUCAACCAGGUGACCCGCGAGCUGUCGGGCUGGUACUCGUGCGCCGCCGUGUCCGCCGCCGGGUCGCUGGUCGCGCGGGCGCUGCUGGACGUGCCCGCGCCCACGCUGCACCCGCCGCCCGUCAUCUCCGUGCGGCCGAGGAACCUGACGGUGACACCCGAGGCCGUGGCGCUGAUGGUGUGCCAGGCCGAGGGCGCCGCGAGGGUCACGUGGACCAAGGACGGCCGCCUCCUGCCCGAGGACGACGCCAGGAUCACGCUGCUUGGCUCCGGACGCUGCAGAUCAGCGCUGAUGAAGAUCAUCGCCAUUGGCUACGUCCGCGAAGACGACGGCGGCAUCUACACCUGCACGGCCGCCUCCGACGCCGGCAGGUCCUCCAUCACCGCCCACCUGAAGGUCGUCCCAGCCAACAGCCCCGCCGCCGCCCGCACCACGCCCGCGCCCGACCCACGCGACCUCCCUGGACCUCCCCUGCCGCCCACUCAGCGCGCCCGUAAUUCCACCACGUUGACCUUAGCCUGGGGGCCGCCUGAGCAGGAAGGGGCGUCGCCCAUCACCAGCUAUAUUCUCGAGAUUUGGAACGGGUCCGGCCAGUGGACUCCCUUAGAGGAACACAUCCCGGCGGAAUCCUACACCCUAACUGGCCUCAAACCCAACACGCAAUACAGAGCCGUCGUGAGGGCUAUGAACAUGCACGGUGUCUCCGCGUCGUCCCCCGUGUCCGGCCCCCUGGUUACCGCCGGGGGAGGGAGGCCGGGCGGUGAAGGGGCGAAGGAGACGAACAACGACCCCGAGAUAAGGGCCGUCCUCGCCCACCCUCUCGUCACCCUCAUGCCGCCCACGCCCAUCUCGUCCACGGCAAUCAAAUUACAGUGGAAGGUCCAAGAAUUCGAGGACUACAUGGACGGCUUCUACGUGCGGUACCGCGACCUGAGCUCCGGCACCCACCGCUUCGAGAUGGAGGCCGUGACCCGCUCCGGCGCCGCCCACCAGGCCGCCUCCUACACCGUCAGCGACCUCGCCAAGUUCACCGAAUACGAGUUCUUCAUCGUGCCUUACCACCGCAACAUCCACGGCCAUCCCUCCAACUCCAGGAUCGCCGUCACGAUGGAGGACGUCCCGUCAGCGCCGCCGUCGGGAGUCGAGAGCCUCGUCCUGAACGCCACCAGCGUCGUCCUCUCGUGGCGCCCCCCUCCUCGCGAGCACACCAACGGCAGGAUCACCAAGUACUCCGUGUGGCUCUUCGUGAACAAGACGGUCCCGCACUCCAACCUCACCCUCGAGGGGAAUCUGCACACCCUCACGCUCUACAACCUGACCUUCGGGAAGCACUUCACGGCGACGGUGGCGGCGCAGACCAAGGCGGGUCAAGGGCCGACGAGCGGAGGUCACACGUGGCUGCAGGACCCGUCGGCGAGCUCGGGAUCCGGGGAACCGAAGCGGGUGCCGUCCCCCCUGAUGGCGGUCCUGCGGGAGACCUGGUUCAUCGGGGCCGUCGGCGCUGCGGGAUUCCUGGCGCUCUCCGUCUUCGUCGCCGUCGUCUGCUACCGCCGGAAGAGGAACGAGAAGCGCGCCAUGGGAGGAUACAAGCUGGACGGGCGCAGCGUGAACGGCACCAUGUCGGGCGGCCUGUGGAUCGAGCGGGGCCCCUGGGGCGGCUCCUCCGGCGGCGCCACCGACGACAAGAGCGACGCGACGCCCGAGAAGCUCCUGAACCUGAACGCCGUGCCCGGGGACUACGCCGAGGUGGACGGGCCCGUGGCGCCGCUCAUGCCCCCGGGCUCGCAGGCGCCGGGCACGCCGGUCGCCUACGCCACCACCAACAUCAUCAAGGCCAGGAAUGGGGAAAAGGUCGAACCCAAUAUCCCGGUGUACGGCAGCAUGUAUGGCGAUAACAGCAUGGUAGGGCAGGCCGAUGACAAUCUGGUCACUUACAGCACACUAAAGAAACAGCAACUUUAUAAGCCCACACUUUCCCCGGCACUUAACGCGAAACAGCCCCACGGUGUAGUGCAGCGCGGUUAUAUACCCCCGUGGGAACAGUAUGCCCCUCCCCCCCUGCCCGAGAACCCCCCGCCCGAGCACCCCCAGCAGCACCUCUCCCCCCACGCCCAGUUCCCCAACCAGUGGAGACACCAGUCGCCUAUGGUCAACAGGGCCCUUAAUCGACAGGUCUUCUCAACCGGAUCCCUCCCGCGGCAUCUGAACAAGGUGAAGGCGAGCCCCAUCAUCCCCAAACGGGGCGUCAACACGGGCGACUUCGACAUCGCCGGUGACCCCCUGCCCCCUCCCCCACCACCCAUGGAGAUCCCAAGGACACCCCCCAUCCGCCGAGACCCCAACGACCCCCUUCCAGGGACCGCAAGCGUCGGCCUCCAGGGUCUGCAGGGCCUGAGUGGGUCCCGCAUGAUGGGCGCGCCUGGGGCCCCGAGGCUGAACCGCGACUACAGCCCAGGGAGACUGCCUGACAUGUACGGAGGGAGCUCGAUCUACCAGGGCCCCAUCGACGAGGAGGACGAGAGCGACUGCCCCUACAACGAAGGGAGCGCCAUGUACACCGACCACAGUGCUGUCUACGAAUCCACGUCCGCCUUCUACGGGACUAUGGGUGACAAGGCCUUCGACGCUGACCGCACCAACCCAUUGCUGAUUCAGCAGGCUAACCACGUCAGUCAGACUCCCAGACCCACCACUCAGACCCACACACUGCACCAGAUGAACGGACUCAUGCUACGCGCGAUUAUGAUUUGA